AUGGCGGCGAGCGUGCGCAACACCGCCAUCAAGCGCAUCCAGGGCGAUGUGCGCGAGAUGAUGACCAACCCCAGCGACCAGUACGCGGCGGCGCCGCUCGAGACCAACAUGUUCGACUGGCACUUCACGCUGCGCGGGCCGCGCGACACCGAGUUCGAGGGCGGCAUCUACCACGGCCGCAUCAUCCUGCCGUCCGACUACCCGUUCAAGCCGCCCAACAUCAUGCUGCUCACGCCUAAUGGCCGCUUUGAGGUGAAGAAGAAGAUCUGUCUCAGUAUCUCGGCCUACCACCCGGAGGAAUGGCAGCCUGCGUGGGGCGUGCGGCUCAUCCUGGAGGCGCUCAUCAGCUUCAUGCCCACCAAGGGCGAGGGCGCUAUCGGCGCGCUGGACUUCCCUGCGGAAGAGCGGAAGCGACUCGCAAAGCUGUCUGUUGACUACAAGUGCGAGACUUGUGGGCGCGUUGCCGACUUGCUGCCCGAGUUGGAGACGGAGGAUGGAGAAGAGACCGAGAAGAAGCCGUCCAAGUACGCCGAACAGAUCGCUCAGCUGCACAUGCACAGCCUGGAGACUGCGCCGCCUGCUAGUGCGGCGAAGGACACAAAGGAAGCGGCAAAGACUGAAGCACCACCAGCAGCGGAAGAAGUAGAAGCGCCUGCAGUGGACGAUCUUCAGGAGGAUCUAGACGCGCCGUUUGUUGUUGAUGGCAUUCCUCAAGUGCGCGAGUCGGACAGUGUGGACACGUUCCUGCACUAUCUGACAGUUGCCAUCGUUGUUGCGCUCUUUGCGUUGAUCUACAAGAAACUCCUGCAGGCGCAUGGUGUGCUGCAGUAA
Messenger RNA from Phytophthora sojae, 831 nucleotides. RefSeq lists its product as hypothetical. The record is from RefSeq and is a predicted model, not a curated record. The transcript has 6 exons. NCBI's taxonomy places the organism in Eukaryota, Oomycota, Peronosporomycetes, Peronosporales, Peronosporaceae. Bases 1 to 831 code for a protein of 276 amino acids.